Messenger RNA from Hipposideros armiger (great roundleaf bat), 5177 nucleotides. RefSeq names its product phosphatidylinositol glycan anchor biosynthesis class N (gene PIGN). Gene Ontology annotation, molecular function: mannose-ethanolamine phosphotransferase activity. Gene Ontology annotation, biological process: GPI anchor biosynthetic process. NCBI's taxonomy places the organism in Eukaryota, Metazoa, Chordata, Mammalia, Chiroptera, Hipposideridae. The coding region runs from base 532 to 3327 and encodes 931 amino acids. Gene Ontology annotation, cellular component: endoplasmic reticulum membrane. The record is from RefSeq and is a predicted model, not a curated record. The transcript has 31 exons.
GAGGCGUUCCGCGGUUGGGAGGGGGGUUAUGACUGUGGUGUAGGAACAUUGGCUUGGUUAUCCUUUCAGGAGGCAGAGGAGAAUUCGGCCGAAGAGUUGAGUCCUGCUUUCGCGCCGAGGCGGCCUCAUUCCCGAGGUCAGACCUGAUCCGGACAAACCCCAGAGAAUUGUAAGAAGUUGGAUGUAGAAGUUCUUCGUGAUUGGCUUCCUAUAUAAACCUGUAGUUUCCUGUUUCCACUUCGUAGUCUCUAAUCAUGGACUUGUUUAUAUGACCUUCCAAGCCCAUAACAAAUCAACUGGCCAGUCUUCUCCUUCAUGUGUGUGUUCUGGAGAAAUAAAAAGAGAAGCAAGGCAGUCUCUAGUGGCCAAUAGAGCAUAUUACAUGUACUUUUGAAAUGAUAAUCCUAAAUAAUUUAUUCAGUAAACAUUUGAGUCCUUACUACAUGCCUAAGACUGAUGAAUGAUGGAGAAGCCUUGUCUUGCUGUCAUGAAAUUGUGGCUUUUCUCGAAGGUUAAUUGCUUACACCGGAUAUGCUGCUCUUCUUCAUUGUGGGAUUGCUCGUGCAUUUUGUGUUCUUCGCCUCCAUCUUUGACAUUUAUUUUACAUCUCCUCUGGUUCACGGGAUGACGCCACAGUUUACACCAUUGCCUCCUCCAGCAAGAAGAUUAGUGCUCAUCGUGGCUGAUGGCCUGCGAGCAGAUGCACUUUAUGAAUUCGAUGAAAAUGGAAACCCUAUGGCGCCAUUUAUUAGGAAUAUCGUAACGCAUGAAGGCAGCUGGGGGAUAUCUCAUACACGGGUGCCAACUGAAUCUCGGCCAGGUCACGUAGCCCUAAUUGCUGGAUUUUAUGAAGAUGUCAGUGCAGUUGCGAAAGGAUGGAAGGAAAAUCCUGUGGAAUUUGAUUCCCUUUUUAAUGAAAGCAAGUACACAUGGAGCUGGGGAAGCCCAGAUAUCUUGACUAUGUUUGCCAAAGGUGCUACGGGAGACCAUGUUUUUACAUAUAGUUAUGAUGCUAACGAUGAGGAUUUUGGUGCCCAGGAUGUAACAAAACUGGAUACGUGGGUUUUUGAUAAGGUUAAGGAAUUCUUUCAUGCUGCCAGAAAGAACCAGUCUUUGUUUUCUAAACUAAAUGAAGAGAAAAUAGUUUUUUUCUUACAUUUAUUAGGAAUAGAUACAAAUGGACAUGCUCACCGACCAACAUCAAGGGAAUAUAAGGACAAUAUUAAACUAGUUGAUGAGGGAAUUAAAGACAUUGUGUCCCUACUUAAAGAAUUUUAUGGAAAUGACGAGAAAACUGCAUUUAUCUUGACCUCUGAUCAUGGAAUGACAGACUGGGGUUCUCAUGGGGCUGGUCAUCCUUCAGAGACUUUUACUCCUUUUGUCGCUUGGGGAGCUGGAAUCAAGUAUCCCCAGAAAGUAUCAGCUCAGCAAUUUGAUGAGGCACUUUUAAAAGAAUGUAAGUUGGAAUACUGGAAGAGGCAAGAUGUGAAUCAGGCUGAUAUUGCACCACUGAUGGCUUCUCUUAUUGGAGUGCCCUUUCCCGUUAAUUCAUUGGGAAUCCUUCCUGUGGAUUAUCUUAACAACACUGAUGUCUUUAAAGCAGAGAGCAUGUACACAAAUGCAGUGCAGAUUCUCGAACAGUUCAAGGUGAAAAUGACCCAGAAAAAAGAAGUUACUUUAUCAUUUUUGUUUACACCAUUUAAUUUGCUUUCUGAUUCUAAACAGCUCGACAUUUUAAGAAAAGCAAGAUCUUAUAUAAAACAGAGGAAGUAUGAUGAAGCAGUCUCCCUCUGUAAGGACUUGAUUGAUCUUGCAUUGAAAGGAUUGUCCUAUUACCACACUUAUGACAGAUUCUUUUUGGGCAUCAACGUUGUGCUGGGUUUCGUGGGAUGGGCAUCUUACGCUUCUUUGUUGAUCAUCAAGUCUCAUUCCAGCCCCACCAGCAGUGUCAGUAAAGAAGUUAAGAAACCAAGCCAUCUCCUGACAUGUAGCUUUGUGGCUAUUGGUGUUUUAAUCGCAUGUUUCCUGCUGAUUCAAGGCUGUCCUCGGACUUACUACGUGUAUUGCUUGUUGCCAGUGCCAAUAUGGUAUGCAGUUCUAAGAGAAUAUCAAGUUAUUCAAGACCUUAUCACAUCACUAUUGACCUUUCCUCUGAGCCAUGUUUUUGGAUACCUGUUUGUCUGUACCCUGGGAAUUGAAGUACUAGUUCUCAGUUUUUUCUACCGCUACAUGCUUACUGCUGGACUUACUGUAUUUGCGGGUUGGCCAUUUAUCACUCAUCUGUGGACUCGAGCAAAGAGUAUCUCACUGAGUUGGAUUUUCUUCUGUCUGCUCCUGGCAGUGUUCCCACUGAUGCCUGUUAUAGGACGAAAGCCAGAUAUCUCUGUAGUAAUCGGUGCAGGCCUGCUGGUUCUUCUGCUAUCGCUGUUUGUUGUAACAACUCUCAUAAAAAGAAAAGAUGGUUUUAUAAAUGGAAAGCUACUGUUACAUCUAUUACAGAUGCUGAGCAUAGUGCUUGCCAUGUGUGUUGUAUAUAGCACCCAUAAGAGUCUACUCAGGAAGCAAGGCCUGCCUCUGAUCAAUCAGAUUGUUAGCUGGAUAAUAUUAGCCUCGUCCUUCGUCCUGCCGCUGCUGAGUCCCACGCUCCUCUUUCAGCGACUGGUUAGCAUAUUUCUGUCCUCAAUGUCGACGUACCUCCUGCUCAGCACAGGGUAUGAAGCUCUCUUUCCAUUAGUAUUGUCCUGUGUGAUGUUUGUGUGGAUACACAUGGAACAAGAAACCCUACAGCGAUGUGGUGUUUCCUGCAAACAGAAGGUCAGCAAUAUCCAGUUCACCUGUAAUACUGAUAUAAGCCAGUUUCGACAGCUCUCUUGGGACGACACCCGUAGGGCCUUUUUCCUUGUCUUCUUUUUAGUGACAGCAUUUUUUGGAACUGGGAACAUAGCUUCUAUUAACAGCUUUGAUCUUGCCUCUGUUUACUGCUUUCUGACCGUAUUUAAUCCUUUUAUGAUGGGAGCCCUGAUGAUGUGGAAGAUUUUAAUCCCCUUUGUUCUUGUGAUGUGCGCUUUUGAAGCAGUUCAAUUAACUACCCAGUUGUCAUCAAAAAGUCUUUUUCUCAUGGUUCUUGUCAUAUCGGACAUUAUGGCUUUGCAUUUCUUCUUCUUGGUGAAGGAUUAUGGCAGCUGGCUUGAUAUUGGAACAAGCAUCAGCCACUACGUGAUUGUCAUGUGCAUGACCAUCGUGCUGGUGUUUCUCAACGGGCUGGCGCAGCUGCUCACGACAAAGAAGCUCCAACUGUGUGGCAAACCCAAAAGCCACCUCAUAUGAUGUUGCCGAAGCCAUCAUUCAGCAUAUGGACCCUGGUUCUCGGUCUCCUUUUAAACCAGAUGCUUAUCAAGGACUCUCCGAGAAGCUGGAUAUUGAUGUAUGGCGUGUUCUGCUCCCAUGAAGCAAAUUAUAUGUGGAAUUCUGAGCCUUACAGGUUAUCUGGAAUAAAGGAGCUUCCAUUCUCUUUAGGUUUUGCACGUGUAAAAUAGUGAUUAUGUCUAUGGGAACGCAGAUAAAGCAGUCUCCAUGUUCAUUUUCUCCCUUUAACUAGCAGCUUUGCUCAGUGAUGUUUCAGAGCAGCUGUAACAAUCUGGUUACGCACAGCGGACUGUGCUCCUGUGAGGACAGCUCUGCUCACGUCAAAGUCCGUGCCGUGACUGAGCUGGAAGGAAAUCACCAGGUAGCACCAUAAAUAUUUACCAACUCUUAGCACUGGUUUUGCAGGUAGUUCUAACUACUAAACGGUAACGCUAGAAAGACUGUCAGGACGUGGUACUCAAAUGAGCUGAAGCUUCAAUUGAAAAGGUGUUUGCAGGCAUUUGUCUUUUUUUUUUUUCAGGAGGCAGUAUUACCAUAAGCUUCUUAGUGCUGUUUCUAGGGUUUUUGUAGUCAACCAGCUAGAUGCAACUUUGACCUUCAACUUUUUUUUCUUUUUCUUUUCUGGAUUCUCAUGGAAUUUCUGGAGAUAGGAAAUGCUUGGUAUUUGUGUCUUGUCCAUGGGAAAAAAUUUAAAAGGAUUAGUUUUAAUUGUAGAUUCACUAUCUGUUAACCCCAUAGUUUUUAUCACACAUUACUUAAAUCAAUAGUUAAACUUUCUGACAAAAUCAUAAAAAUCAGGGUUAAAAUUGCUUCUCUUUCUGGUUGUGAGCUACAAGCCCAAAGUCCUAAAGUCCUCCUGGUAAAUUUAAAUUUCUAUUCGUAAACAGAUUCUAAUGGACAAAAUAUUUUGAGAGUAAUUUUUAUUUGGAUUUUUCAUUAAGUGACCUUUACAUAUCACUGUGGAGUUGGCCUGUUGUUGCCCGUGGCGUGCCAGUAGAUUUUGUCUGAUGCUAACUAAGCUAUAGUGUCUGAGUCCAAUUUUUAAAAAUAAUUGCUUUUGAAUUAAGUUAUUGCAUUUCUAAUUUGCAUUAAUGACGAGGAAGCCCUCUAUGAAUUACUAGAUUUUUCAAGUUGUCAAGGUGAGUGAACGCAUAAAAUUUAGAAGAUUCGAAACUCAGUUUGGCAGUAUGUGCUUUCUUAAUUUCUAUGUAUAAUAACAUAUAAUUUAUUUGUGAUAUACUUCAUGGUAUACCAGAAAAAGCAUUAUAGUAUAAAAAAAGAAAGAUGUGUUGGUGUCAGUAUAAGAUCGCAUGCAUCAGUCUGUACUAUAAACUCCUAAGUGGACAGCUGAGAAGCUGAAGCUGCCUUAGCAGACAGUGACAUUGGUACAUGGAGAACCCAUUGCCUCAAAGGAUUUUUUGAUCAGUGUUUUCAUAACUCAGAGAAAACUGACUUCAUAAACAGUUAUUUAACUCCUUUGGUAUCUAGUUGUUUCUUUCAUCUUUUCCCAGAUUUUCACACAGAGGAAUUCAUGAAUGUUUUGUUACAACAUUGUAAAAGGUGCUCAGUGCUUUAUCUUUAUUUUGCUUUUUGAAACAUGUCUUUUAUUAUUGUUUUGAGUCCAUGUGAGUUUACAAAACAGGAGUGUGCGCCCAUGGCCACAGGCUCACCUUGCUGCCCUGUAACCGGGUCUCUCAGACUCACCUGAGUUUGCCUAUUGCUCAGUUUAUUAAAUAUCUUACAGUGUUUUGAAAUGCAUGUUUUUGUACUGAAUAGCAGAGAACAAAUAAAUAAUAUGUAAGUAAAACAUA